GCGUUAUCGAUAGACGGGAUGUGCGCCCUCAGCCAUCGCUAAUAAAGUAUAAUAAUAAUUAAGAAAAUUUAUGCGCUGAUUAUAGCUGCCGAUGAAAUGGAUACGUACUCGGUGGACGUGGUGUACCAAGCAAUCAGUGCCCUGUUUCAGGGCAACAAUGCCAAAGAGCAGGAGAAGGCCAACAAAUGGCUGCAGGAGUUCCAGAAGUCGAUCUAUUCGUGGACGAUUGCGGACGAGCUGCUGCACCAGAAGCGAGAUCUGCACGCCAAUUACUUUGCCGCCCAGACGAUGCGGAAUAAAAUUCAGAACUCCUUCAGCGAACUGCCCCCGCACACGCACGAAUCCCUGCGGGAUUCCCUUAUCACGCACAUCGGGCAGAUCGACGAGCAGACGGACAAUGUGAUUGUGACGCAGCUCAGUUUGGCGGUGGCCGAUCUGGCCCUUCUCAUGGCCAGCUGGCAGGAGCCGAUCAACGAUCUGCUUGUGACUUUGGCACCCCAUCCGGCGGCCAUUUGGCCGUUGCUGGAGGUGCUCAAAGUGCUGCCGGAGGAAAUAGACUCCCGGUAUCUGCGACUCGGAGCCAAUCGACGAGAGGAGGUGCACAAGCAGCUGGACGCCAGCGCCGAGUGCGUCCUUAAGUUCCUGUGCGCAUGCAUGCAGCGGGAGGAUCUCGACCAGCAGCGCGUAUGGAAUGCGGUAUUGCGCACCUAUAGUGCCUGGCUGGUGAUCCACGCCUUUCCCCUCUCGCACGUGUACAACAAUGCCCUCAGCCAGCUGGCCUUCCGGUUGCUCUCGCUGCCGGAGACCACGGGCAAGCUGCACGACAAUGCCACCGAAUGCGUAUGUGCCUUGCUCUCCUGCAUGAACACGUCACGUCCGGAUGGCGUCACAAACGAAUCGGAGUUCUCGGUGGAGGCACAGAUCUUUGGGGCCGUCUGCAUGCUGGAGACGCCGUAUCACUUGAGUGUGGCACACGAGGAUACCGACAAAACGAUUAACUACUGUAGGAUUUUCACCUCGCUGUGUGAUGCCUUCUUCUACAAUCUGCUGGAGGAUCCCCAGAAGCCGCACUACUGCCUGAAGGGAUUGGAUCUGGUGCUGCUGUGCGUCGGCCACUUCGACUACGAGGUGGCCGAGAUCACCUUCCACCUGUGGUACAAGCUCAGCGAGGAUCUCUUCCAGCGCAACGACAACAAGCUGACAACGCUCUUUAAGCCGCACAUCGAACGGCUGAUAAGCGCCCUGUUCCGCCACUCGCAGAUGGAAAGCGACCACGACGGGCUCAUCGAGGAGAACAACAAUUUCUAUGACUUUCGACGCAAGGUUUCAGAUCUUAUCAAAGAUGUGGCCUUUAUUGUGGGAUCAGGGGCCUGCUUUAAGCAAAUGUUCCACAUCCUGCAGGUACCGGAAACCACAUGGGAGUCCACAGAAGCGGCGCUAUUUAUUAUGCAGAAUGUGGCCAAAAAUAUACUACCAGAGGAGAACGAGGUGAUACCCAAGGUGGUGGAGGCGAUCCUCAAUAUGUCGGAGCAAACUCACAUAGCUGUUCGAUAUACGGCGAUCCUGCUGAUCGGCGAGCUGUGCGAAUGGAUCGAGAACCAUGCGGAAUCCUUGGAGGCGGUGCUCAACUUUCUGCUGUUCGCUCUGCAGCAGAAGAAUGGCUUGGCGCCGGCUGCGGCCAUGGCACUGACCUCCAUUUGCUCCGCCUGCCGCCAGAAGAUGGUGUGCCACAUCAGCGGUCUGGUGGAGAUUGCCCGCAGUCUGGACAGUUUUCAGAUUAACAAUGACGUGGCCAUUGGCCUGCUCAAGGGCAUAUCACUUAUACUCACGCGUCUGCCGCGGGAGCAACUGCAGCCAGCUCUGCGGGAAAUUGUCGGCUUCCAGCUGCAACCGCUGGCUCUGCUGACAGAGAGUAGUAAUAGUGAAGCUAGUGUCCAGAAGGGAGAGCGCAGCGAUCCCGUUUACUGGAUAGACAGAGCCUGCGCCAUCAUCCGGCACACAAAUCCCGACGUGCCCGACACCGUCGAGCAUCCCACGGUGGCCAUUCUGAACGACGCCUGGCAACUCAUCUCGCGGGUCAUGGACAAGUACCAGAGCGACCUGCGCAUCAUGGAGCGCACCUGCCGACUGAUCCGCUACGGCAUCCGGAUGGUGAGAAAGCAAGCGGUGCAGCUGGUGGAGCCGCUGAUCAAGCAAAUGGUAGUGCUAUAUGCCGUGCAGCACCACAGUUGCUUCCUCUAUGUGGGCUCCAUACUGGUGGAUGAGUUCGCCAGGACGAGCGAGUGCAUCGGUGUCUUGCUGGAGAUGCUGCAGGCAUUUAUCGAACCCACCUUCGGCCUGCUGCAGAUGGAGAAUGGCCUUAAGAACAACCCAGAUACCGUGGACGAUUUCUUUCGCUUGGCCUCGCGCUAUUUGGACUGCUGUCCGCAUCAGCUGCUCCAGAGCAGCCUCAUCACGCCGAUCUUCCAGUGCGCGUUGAUAGCCUGUGCGCUGGACCAUCGCGAGGCCAACUCGUCGGUGAUGAAGUUCUUCAUCAAUCUGCUGGUUUGGGGCAGGACGAAUAGCCACAGUAGGAAUGCAGAAUGUCGUCCCUUGGUGGUGGAACUGGCCAAUCAGCAUGGCGGAGCUUUGGUCAUGAACUUGAUUCAGGCCUCCGUCUUCCAGUUGCACUCCUAUAUGCUGGCCGAUGUGGCCGAGGUGCUGCACGAACUGAAGCAGGUGGUGGGCAACGAUCGGAUGCAGCCGUUUCUGGCCCAGGCUCUGGAGGCGCUGCCCAAGAAGAACAGCGGUGGCUAUGUGACCGCCACGCAGCAGCAGUUGGAUGAGUUCAGCAGCACAGUGCUGAGAUCUGACACAACGAAAGCCAUUUCGCAAGCCUUGAAAACCUUUACGCGACUCUUCCGUUAAUCAAAUGGAAGCUGGAACCGGGAUUAAUUGAUUCAUUUGUACAUUUUGAGUGAUGUAUGUAAUGUGGCAAGGGCGCUAAACAAUUUGUUAAAAACGCACGUACCCCAAUAUAUAUUUAUAAUAUAGUUGAA
Drosophila elegans is the source of this 3038-nucleotide messenger RNA. RefSeq names its product transportin-3 (gene Tnpo-SR). Gene Ontology annotation, cellular component: nuclear membrane; cytoplasm. Gene Ontology annotation, biological process: protein import into nucleus. Gene Ontology annotation, molecular function: small GTPase binding. The transcript is spliced from 5 exons. Lineage: Eukaryota; Metazoa; Arthropoda; Insecta; Diptera; Drosophilidae. The coding region runs from base 97 to 2907 and encodes 936 amino acids. The record is from RefSeq and is a predicted model, not a curated record.